UGUCGAAUCGAUUGUUCGCUUUCGCCAUCUUGAUAGCUGAAAAAUAUUAGGAUUUUAGGGUUUCCAUUCCUUCUUCUCUAUCCAAUCUGCAGAAUUCUGAUCCAGCCAGACCAAUCGGUUGUGUUGAUUUGUGAAGAAGAUGUGGCAUGAGGCUAGAAGGUCGGAGAAGAAGGUCCAUGAUUUGAUGGACGCAGCUCGAAAGCGGGCCCAGAGACGAGCCGUGUUCUUGGCCAAACGCCGUGGCGAUCCACAGCAAUCGAUUCAAAUCGUCGGAACUCGUUGCCGUAUGUACCGCGACGAUGGUCUCUACCAGGCCACUCAGGAUCAGCAAGGCCUGAUACCUUGGAAUGGGAAACAAGAUAUUUUAAUUGACAGAUUUGAUGGGCGUGCCCUUCUUGAUUUAAUUCGCGAACCUGGGUCUCGACAUUUUCGGGUUCAAGAAAAGACUGAAGAAGAGGAAGAAUUAGAAGAGUUUGUUAAUUUUGAGCGUUACCGGGAUUUAAUUAAGCAUCGACGUAGAGGAUUUACUGAUGAGGAUGGUCUACAACAUGUGGAACAAGAGAUGGAAGCUAAGAUUACUGCUUCAUUUGCUCCUCAAAGAUCACAGGCGGCACAGCCUUCUGCAACUAAGGGUUCUUAUUCACAGGUUGGAUUUUCAUACGAAGGUGAUGGAAAAGAGGAAGCUCAGUUCUCAGAUGUUGAUGAUAAUGAUGAUGAGGAAGAUGAUGAUGACAAUGAUGAAGAAGAUGAUGAUGAUUUCAACAGUGACGAUAGCAAUGAUGAAGGAAUGGAUAAAAUAGCAAAGGAUUUUGGAGUUAAAAGGUUCGGUUGGCUUGUUUACAUGGACAAGAAAGCUAAGGAGGAAGAGAAAAGGCAAAAAGAAGUGAUCAAAGGCGAUCCUGCUAUAAGGAAGCUUACUCGCAAGGAGAGAAGAAAGGUUUCUCAGGUAGAAAGAGAGAGAGAAAGGGAAGCUGCCCGGAGUACAGGAACUCGUGUUCUCCAUCAUGAUCCCUACCGUGAAACAAGACGAAGUCCAACAUAUGAAGCGUAUUCACGUUCAAGAAGAUCAAGAUCACGAUCGUACUCACCCUCACAUUCAAGAAGAUAUCCUCGUGGACGACAUUCUGAUGACGUUCACCGCAGCAAACAAGUGACUCCCAAAAUAGAAUAUAUUACUGAAUUUGGUGGCUCUGUCGAUGGGAAUGAAACAAAGCAUGAAGGAUUUUCUCCACCAUCUUCUCCUCCUUCUCAUGCUGAUGUGUUAAACCGGUCAUCAUCUGGUCCAAUACUUGAAGCACUGCAUGUUGACCCUGCUUCUGGUGUAUCUGUAAAUAAGGACAAAGGGACUAAAGUGGUGAAAGUAUCACCAGUAAGUGCAUCUUCAGCAAUAGCAAAGUUAACCAAGGGAAGUGCUUCCGGGGGUCUGUUAAAACAGCAGGAGGGGGAGAAAAAAGAAACUCCUCAAGAACGGCUGAAAAGAAUUAUGAGCAGGCAGCUUAAUAAACAAAUCAAGAAAGAUACAGCUGCUGAAAUGGCUAAAAAACGAGAGCAGGAGCGUCAGAGGUUGGAAAAACUAGCUGAAACAAACCGAUUAAGUCGAAGUAGGCGCCGCGAUCGUAGCAGGAGCUACAGCCGUUCCCCUCCAAGAAGGUACAGACGAAGUAGAAGCCCCAGUAGAAGCAGCAGGGGUUCCCGAAGAUAUAGCUCUCGUUCCUCUUCUCCUUCUCGCUCUCGCUCUCGUACUCGAACUCGUUCUCAGUCUCACUCUCGCUCACCAAGGGUACGAAGCCGUUCAAGAUACUAAUGGUAUUCCCAUGCGAGUUUUACAUAGUUAUUUUGUAUGUGGAGUGAUCUGAUCAGCAUAUGGCUGAGACAGUAGUCUUUUAUUUAUCAGAUAAAUUAGCUUUCUUCCGAAUUCUCUCCUUAUUAUCUUUACCUGAAUCAGGUUCUGCUUUGUAUAUGGUUUCGUAGAAGAAAUGACUAUUCUGCAUCUUUUUUUGGAUUA
Humulus lupulus (European hop) is the source of this 2005-nucleotide messenger RNA. RefSeq lists its product as uncharacterized. The record is from RefSeq and is a predicted model, not a curated record. The transcript has 13 exons. Bases 140 to 1804 code for a protein of 554 amino acids. NCBI's taxonomy places the organism in Eukaryota, Viridiplantae, Streptophyta, Magnoliopsida, Rosales, Cannabaceae.